This is a messenger RNA of Acaulospora morrowiae, 329 nucleotides long. NCBI's taxonomy places the organism in Eukaryota, Fungi, Glomeromycota, Glomeromycetes, Diversisporales, Acaulosporaceae. The record is from the annotation of a GenBank genome assembly.
GUCAAGCUUCCAAUCAUUCCGUAGGUCAAGCUUCCAAUCAUUCCGUAGGUCAAGCUUCCAAUCAUUCCUCUGCAAGCUCGGGACAAUUAACGUUCACAGGUAUCAGUUUGACCGUCUGGAAUCAAUUUAAGCAAAUUUUUGAUCAUAUCAUGACCGAAAAUAAUUAUAUGGAGGAGAUGUGUCUUUCUGUAGCUAUGGACAUUCGUUCAUUGGGAGUAAAUAUUAAGAAGGCGACGGUACAAGGGUUUUAUGAGAGAAAUAUUAAAAAGAAGAAUGAUUUGUCACGCGUCCAACGUGGAUUGAGAGCGGAGGAUCCAUUACCUGAUGGG